Atta colombica is the source of this 3407-nucleotide messenger RNA. RefSeq names its product centrosome-associated zinc finger protein CP190 (gene Cp190). Gene Ontology annotation, molecular function: protein binding. The transcript is spliced from 6 exons. The coding region runs from base 195 to 2795 and encodes 866 amino acids. The record is from RefSeq and is a predicted model, not a curated record. NCBI's taxonomy places the organism in Eukaryota, Metazoa, Arthropoda, Insecta, Hymenoptera, Formicidae.
GUGGGAUGCUUGCGGUUGAUUGUAUACUGAGACGAUUCGUAAGAGAUGGUGCUGAACGAAAAAUAUUGAGAUCUUGCUGAAUAGGCACACUCUCAUUAACUUGUCCGCCUGUUCUCAUCUUCCCGCUCAUGAGAAGUGAUCUGAGUUUGCAUUUUUCGAAGGUAUUUAUACUUUUAUCAAAUAUACUCUAAAAAAUGGAGCCAGGAGUAAUUCAAGAGAAGCCAUUGCCUGCACGAGGCUUAAAACAAGUAAAAGUGGAUAAUUGGGGAUCAUUUUUUCUUCAACGACUUCAGACUCUUUACUUGGAGGAACAAUUUCUUGAUCUUAAAAUUAAAUUUCCUACAAGUAAUAUUACUGUACAGGCCCAUCGACUUGUAGUAACAACAUGUACAGACUAUUUUAUGCAACUUGAAGAACAGCAGAAAGAAAAAGAUGAAAAUUUUAAUGGUGUAAUUAUUAUGCCUUCAGAUAUGCCUUAUGAAUGUGUUAAAUCUAUUAUAAGUUUUAUGUAUACUGGACAAUUGGAAUAUUGGACAUCAGAGCAACAUGCUUUGUAUCGUACAGCGCAAAAGAUGAAUAUGACAGUCCUAACAAAGUUGCUCGACGCUCAAUUUAACACAAGCAAAAUGCAAGAUGAUGUAGCAAAAACACCUUCGCGUCCAGUUAUAGCUGUCACAAAACCUUCAACUCCAAUUGCAAAAACAAUUACCAGCUCUACCAGUUCGGCAUCAAACAUAUCUGGGCAAAUAUUGCCAGGUAGAAAGCUUCCCAUAUGGAAAAGAAAACUGGAUGAAUCUCCACCUGCACCAGCGAAUUAUGAAGUACGAACAUUCCACAGUACAUCUUCAACACAUAAAGAGGCAACUCCUGGCCCAUCCAGAUUUGAUCUUCCAGAAGCAGAUGAUAUUACUUUGGGAGUAUUUUCUUCAUUCGAUGAUAUUACAUAUAAUACAAAACCUAUUGUUCAAGCAUGCAAUGCAUAUAAAAAAGACAACUCUCUUAAAGGUUCGCCUGACAGAGAUAGUAAAAACGAUUCAACUGAAGAUGAGGAUGAAGAUAAUCAAGAAAGCGAAAAGAACUUGAGAGACACAAAUUCAGAUGAUGAUUGGAAUAUAUCGAAGAAUUAUGAGAGAUCUGAAGAAGGCCCAUCUAAACGAGUGCGUUUUGAUUUAGAGGAAAAGGAAAAUGUAGAAAAGCCUAAAUCGAAUCAUCCGAAUGCCGAUGAUUCUAUCAAUAAUCACGCAAAGAUUAUCAGAGAAGUAUUAAAAAAAUAUCCCCAUUUAGUAAAGAAUAAUAAAAAUAUUCGCUUGAAAAUCAUGCAGAAAGAAACAAAAUCCUCCGAAAGUAAUACUGCGUGCAAAACAAAAAUAUCUUAUGUGGUUUUAAAAUCCGAUCAUCUAUUGGCCACUAAUAAUGAUGAAAAUAAUGAUUCCAAGUGUAACGGCAGUCUCGAUGCCGAGACAGGUCCCUGGAAAUGUAACAAAUGCGAUUUGGAUGAAGAAUAUACUAAUUAUUAUAUGUACAGAAGACACAUGCAAGAUGUGCACGAGGAGAAAUUUGAUCCGAGGGUUUGCGAGCAUUGCGGUUAUAAGGCAACAAAGCGCAACAUUCUGAUGUAUCAUCUUUAUACCAAGCACAACGUACCACCACCGAAGAGCAUGAGCUUUCCGAAAUGUCAUGCCUGUUCAUACAUUGCCUUGUCAGAAACUCUGCUGGUGCGUCAUCAGAUAAACCAUAAUCAUCGGCCUGCUGCGACCCGACAUCACGCUUUACCUUCAGAGGAUAUUCAAUGCAGUCAAUGCAAUCAGUCAUUCAAAAGUAUCACUGAACUUACUACUCAUGAAUUGAACAGUGGACAUGGAGGUAUAACAGAUGGUAAAGAGAAGGGUCAUCGUUGUCCAUACUGUAUUAAAGUGUUUGUGCGUUUGACAAACUUGCAAGUACAUCUGGAUUGUGCGCAUAAAGAAUUGCAGAGAGACUCCAUCGAGUCUCCUCCGUCCGCACCUCCAUUAGAACCAUCAUCUGAAGCGGAAGCUCUCAGCCACGUCGCCAGUGGUAUAGCUGCUUCUCUCGGUGUCGGAGAUACGGAGACAGAGACUGCUGCAGAAACACAGGAAGAAGAAGAAACCAUAGAGAUUGUAAAAACUAAUGGUAAUCAGUACAUUGUACCAGAUGUGUUGGAUGAUAUGGAACAUAACAUCAGUUACAGUACACAUGAAAUAGAUGGCCAGCACAUGAUUAUGUUAGUUAAUAAUGACGAAAACUAUCAGCAUGAUGAGAACAAUCAUCAUCAGCAACCGCAACAGUUAGAUAUUGCCGAUAAUGAACAAAUAGUAAUGCAAGGCACAGAUGAUGGUAUGAUUGUAUACAUUCAUGGUGCUGAUGAGGCCGAUUCUCGAUCCUAUGAAAGUUAUCAAGCCGCCGAAGUCACACAGGAGACAGAAGAAAUAGUAGAGGAGGUUGUCGAGGAAGUCGAAGAGGUAGUAAUGGAGGAAGAGGAGGUACAGGAAGAAGAGGAGAUGCCUCAACACAUGUUGGAGGAUUGUGCUGAUAAUCAAGUGGAAGAAGUAAUACAAUAUGUUGAAGAGCAGACAGAGAUAGUAGAAUACGACGAAGAACAAUGUAGCGAACAGAGCAAUAGUAUGGAUGAGCAACAAGAAUCUGUCAUGAUUAUCGAGGAGGAACAUGUCGAGGGCGAAGAAGACAUGGAAGAGACUACUGAUAAACAACAUAAAAAAAUACAAAGUUUUACUACCGAGUGGGAUGAAGAUAGCGCGGGAUUAACAGAAUCAUGAAUACUGUAGUAUUGGAUUUUUUUAUUUGCUUGUGUAAUAUGUUAUUAACUUUAAUCAUAAUUGUUUAAUUUUAAAGCGACGCUUUAAUGGAGAUUUUGAUUUUAUAUUUUACUUUAGAUGCUUUUCAACAGAGAUACGGAUGACAAUGUAACAGUAAAUGAUGAUUAUAUCCUUGUCAUUUGUCAACUUAAAUAAAACUGAAAUGCUUACAGAGUGUCUCUUGCUGAAAGGCAUCAUUUAUCUAUAUAAUAAUGUAAUGUUUGUUGAUAAUGAACAGUUAUGCAACAGGCGCAAUACAGCCAUACCGAUUUUACCACACAUAUAUUUAGCAGUAAGCCCACAAAAUAAUCAAAUUACAUUUAGCGACAGGCAGGAGUGGUAUUAUUGAAGAUUAUUGUAUGAGCUUGUAAUACGUGAAUUCUAUCGUUGCACCGACACAUAGAUUAUUUUGUUUUAAUAUAUAUUGAAAUAUAUAUAUUUUACAACGCGAAAAAGUGUAAAAUCUCGAUUAUGAGAUUAUUAUACAACGGUAGCACUUCUAAGAGCCUGAGAUAAGAAUCUGUAAUCUUUAAACUUGCGAUUUUUUUUUAAAUAUAAAUAUGUUCAUAUAUG